Messenger RNA from Dicrocoelium dendriticum, 5595 nucleotides. The record is from the annotation of a GenBank genome assembly. NCBI's taxonomy places the organism in Eukaryota, Metazoa, Platyhelminthes, Trematoda, Plagiorchiida, Dicrocoeliidae.
GCUUUUUGAAGAAUUCACACUUGACCACUAGUUGCACAUCAUCCCGAAUUAGUUACAGACAUUUUUCUUGCAUUUCGGCUCACCAUAAUCACCUUCCUACCGAUAAGUAAAUCGGGCUCCAACUUUCUUCCAUGCGUGAAAUUGUUUGGGCAAUUUUUAACUUACCACCCGUGGAUUUUCACUUACCGAACACGUUGUGCAGAAACAGUUGCCGUCCCAACACCAACUUGCGCUUUUUCAUUUCGGCUUAUUUAUUAACACCCUAGGGCAUUAGAUUGUGAGUUCGGCCUGCAAAGCCUGAUAUCCAGAAGUAACGCUCUUUGGUGUUUUCGUUUCGCGAAACGCUUGUUCACUAAGCACGCCGAUUUCAAUUUCAAAGGCGUGCGUGACGUGCUGUCGUUUCGUUGCUUCCCACCGGGACCUUUGCCUGUUUCAUCACUAAGAGCUCGACUAUUUACGCGUCAGUACCUGCAAGUCGCUCUUUAUCCCUCCGAAUCCUCGACUAGUUUAUGUUCGCUGAAUCUUCCAGCCACUUGAUUUCCACGUGUUGCCCGAACUGGAUUUCCAAUCAAACCUGCACGCGCACGAUUUGGAUGUUCCCCCCUUGGAUGAGAACCUCGAGAAGUCAGUUCACGUGAAGCUAUUUUCCAUGCCAAUCGGACUGAGACUGGAUGCCCUAGCUGCUGGGGGCCAGGACGGUUGUCGGGUGUUACAAGUCCUCAAAGGUGGUGCUAUCCACUUCACUGGAGUACUGCAUCCGAACGAUUACAUAACAUCUCUGAAUGGCACUUCAAUGCGAAAUAUGACAAAUUUAGAGGUCUUCAAUUUGCUCAAGUCUCUGGAUACGUGUGACAGUUUAGAAAUCUCUUUUCUCCCUGCGGAUGUUGUGAAGAAACAUAGAUCGUCACAUUUAGGUCCUGAACGUCUUGCGUCCUUGUUGAAUGGCCCUACAGUCAACGCAAAUAAUUCAUGGCGCGAAGCGAAGGCAUGGAACGGGACCAUGGAUGAGAUCGUACUAAAUCGCCAUCUCACGGAAAGAACGUGGGGAUUGGAGUUAUCCGGCACCGCUGUGGUCCUUCCUCCCCCAGUGCCUCCCUACCCGAUGCUAGACAAUCCCACGUUCGUGGCCAGCAUCGUUCCGAACAGUCCAGCGGAUCGCAUCGGUCUCCAACCUGGUGACCUUAUACUAAAGAUCGAUAAUCAGGACGUGAGUAACUUGGGCCCGAAAAAAGCUAGCGACUUACUCCGACAGCAGGCUGAGAGUGAGGCACGACAGCUGAGGCUUGGUGUUCGGUAUUGUACUUCAACGCCUCCCUACCCUGUUGCUCCAGGAAAGUCCGAGAGACAGUUAGUGGUUGUUGAUGUGGAACCCGGACCCAAGCCUGUUCUCCUAAAUCACCAGAUAACAAGCCCUCGUCAGUCUGGACCUACAUCCCCGCUCAGUUUUGAUCGUGUUCGGGCUGACAAGCUUACGGGAGAUUCGUCCCUCAGUUCCAGUCAACUGGAGGCCCCUGAGCCAUUGUCUGAAUUGGAUUCUCGUGAUGAGCUGAAUGUUUUAUCUCGUCCAAUCCGAGCGUCUGUGGGUCACAUGAAUGGUGGACUGGUUGUGGAUUCGGGAGAGGAAUCAGCAAACCUUGCUUUAAUUUCCGGCCCCGUGUUAGACGACGAUGUGUCUCCGUCUGUCAACGUAGAUUACAGACAGCGAUCACCUCCUACCCCACCCCCACGCCUUUUCUCAAGUGGUUCAAUACCGUUCUCCAUCGACCAAGAUCUAUUGAAUCUUCCUGAUGUCGAAGACGAUCCUGUCACUUUGUACACUCGCACUGAUCCACCUGGCGAUCGCAUUGUCACAGUGCCUAUCAGCCUCCCCCCGACGUCCGCCACUGUCUCGUCAUCAUCACGCGUGGAAACCCUCGGUAUUCGUUUGGUUAUGGGUCGCCUUCCUGAGUCACGGUCCACUUAUGUGGCGGGACUAACUCCUGGUUCCUUGGCCGCAAAUCAGAACAUUCUUCGGGUCGGGGAUGAGAUUGUCCAGGUCGAGCGAAAAGAUGUUCGGCGAUGGGGUCAUCUGGCUGUGCGACAGUUUAUCCAUCGUCUGCUUCUUGAGAAGACUAGCGCAGACACCGCUCCCACCGAUGUGCGCACUAUUUCUCUGGUUGUUCGACGCAAUCCUAUCAAUCUGCAACAAAUGGCGAUCCCAACCGUGCAAGAGCGCACUCCCGCUGAAUGGGAUUGGGGAACUCCACAACCAUUAUCAAACCAUGUGGGAGAGAAUUCUCCGUUAGACGCGAUUGAUGGAGGGUCAGUCAGCCAAGAUAUGCUAGAGAAAAUUUCCAAACUGUUGAACGAACCACUGGAUUUGUUCGAAAUCUUCAACCUCAGCCUAAAACGCAACGAAAACGGUUACGGCAUUUUCAUCGUCAACUACGGUCCAAACGACACUCCUGGUAUUUUUGUCUCCGAAUUACCUCCAGACGGAGCCGCUGCUAUGCAAGGUGCCUUGCGUCCGUUCGAUCGGAUUUUGGCUGUCAACGGAGAGAUUCAGCAAGAUUAUGACGCCACUUUGCAAUUGAUGAAACAAUCUGCGAGUCAAGUUCGCCUGACGGUUGCACGCCGUAGGACACCUAUGCCCCCCGCCGCCGCGGCCCAACCCGUGGCCACGUCUUCACCGGCACCACCCCCCGGCCCACCUACGGCACUUCUGCCACCGCUUCCAAACAAUCCAAUCAUUCCCGGACAAGCAACAUUGAUCGAGUUAGUCCGUGGAGCGGGUAGCUCUCUGGGCUUUUCCAUAGUUGGUGGAAAAGACACUUUACUUGGGGAUAUCCUCGUCCACUCCAUCCGUGAGGAUGGAGUGGCUGCAGCCGACGGGCGCCUUCAUGUCGGGGAUCGGUUGUGGGCCAUCAACGACGUCGAUCUGCGGGGAGCUGACCAUAUCAUCGCUAAGCAUCUUAUACAGUCCGCUCGUGAUAACAUUCGCCUACUUGUCUAUCGCGAUCCACCCUCUUUCCCCGACAAAUCGGCGGAGCCCGAACUCGUCCGAUGUGUGUUGGACCGUGCACCGGGACAGAGUCUCGGUUUGUCUCUCAUCAGCCGAUCACCAUACGGACCAGGCACGGCGAUUGGCUCAGUGCUGGAAGGCACGCCAGCCGAACAUUGCGGACAAUUCCAGCCGAGAGACGUUCUGGUUGAAGUCAACGGCGUCGAUGUCCGUCUGGCUCAAACCCAAGAAGUUGUAUCCAUGCUCAAGAACGCUACCGGUAGCGUGAGUCUAGUGGUGGAACGCCAGCCCGAUUCCAAACGACCGCUUCACCCACCACGCGAACCAGUUUGUCGUUUGCAGCUCUACCUUGUGGCUUUGUGUCGUCCCGGUUCUGGUGCCGUAACACAUGCCCAAGCCUCUCAAUCUUCCGUGGGUUUCAUCGAGCCCUUGUUAGGCUCUAGCAAUGCAGAAGGCAGUUUCGGGCUUUUCCUACGUCAAGCCACAGAGGAAGAGAUUACCGAAGCUGGCGGUCAAUUAAUCGUGGAUGAUAUUGCCCCCGGAAGUCCGGCUGCACUGUCGGUCAUGAUCAAACCUGGUGAUCGUUUGCUAAGUGUGGAUCGUGAGCCGGUCGAUUGGCUCCAACCGGAGGAAGUGUUUCAGUUACUGGCGGGAAUGUCCCAAUGCACUCUGGAGUUAGGCCGCAUACCGAUUCCGCCCUACCCGGUCGACCCGGGUUUGUCGAUGGCCUGUUAUCCCAACGAUCAGCCACCAUAUCCAACAAUAACAGACGGACUUCCCCCUAUGCUGAGUGGCGUCAUGCCUACCGUCCAGACAGAUGUGCGGUUUAUUGACGCAGUCGAAGAAGAACAGGAGGACCAUGGACUUCCAGUUACGGAACACACCCAGAACGCUUACGGUCUGGAGACCAAUGAAGAUCACAGUGAGAGCAUAAGCUCCGGUGCCAGUUCUGUACUUGUACGCGAGGCGGUAGCAAAGGCGGAAUCUGCCACGGGAUUCCAAGUGAAGCAGUUUUACCUCCCACCGGCCGUACCUGAUAAGUCUUUGGGCUUGCGUUUAACCAAAGGUCCCGGGAUUGGUGGGGCCAUUGUGGUCAGUUUGGAACCGGCGUCCGUUGCCGCUGAGGUCGGUCUACGAGUGGGCGAUCGGAUCCUUGGCCUGGAUAGUCAGCUGUUACUUGCCCAAGAGCCAGGCACUUCCUCUCGUAUGUUACUGAAACGCAUAGACGAUGCUUGGCGCCACCGUGGUGACACACGAAACAAUCCCGUCAGUUUGACGGUUAUAACAGCUUCUGCCUCCUCAGAAUUGAGGAAUGCUAACCCAUCUCUCACCGUUGCUCCUAAAGAGGAUGCCCCGAAAGCACCUAGCAGCUGUCACAACUCUACCCACUCGCGAUCCUCUUCGGGCGACCCUCUUCGACUACACGUCAUGACAGACGACUUGCACAAUACCGAGCAGAGCCUGGGCUUGGCUGACUCGCCCCCAGAUCGUUCAGAUGAAAUAUACGAGAAUGAGCCCUCCUCGGUCGUCACGUCCUCCGAUCAGCCAAUGAUCAGCCCGGCUUCAGAGUCACACUCAACUGAACCAGCCUCCAGCGGAGGUGUCAAUGGGAACUGCGAAAGCCCGGACUCGGGUGUCGAUGCGGAACUUUUAAAUUCCCUACACGCAUCUGUUGAGCGCAGAGCGUCCGACAGAUAACUCAUCAAUCUUCUUAUUACAAAAAUCGAAUUCGCUUACGGCCGGUAUUAGUGGAAAGAUAGAGAGGAAUGCUUACUCGUUUUCUUUUGGUGCAAUUUCGGACAAACUAACUCAUUGUCCAGUCAUCUUCGCUUGACUGACGGUACGCUCCACUAUUUUAAAGCCUCACUUCAUCCGAUCUCUUGUGGCCUCCGUAUCGAUCAUGUUGGAUUAUUUUUUGUUCCAUGUGACGAUUUCCAGAACUCUGAUUUCCAUUCAUCACUUUGUACACUGUUUUAUGUGAUUUAAAUUCACAUGCCACCUCCCUUGUGCUACGAUUCUAAUUCCAUAUUUCCUAGCCCUUCAAUUCAAACGUUCCACAGGUUAGCUAUUUUUUUAUUAAUCCGCUUGCGUGAGUACUGCGCACACAAGUUGAUUGUUUUCAUAGAUCAGUGGUCUGUGUCUGCAAACUGUAGCCGAAUAUUCGCACUGUUCCUUCCAAACGGAUGCACUUUUCUUUGAUAUCCGAUAUUCCUCUCCGUUGUACCAUAACACACCUUGAUCUUCAGACAUAAUUCAAAUGCUUUGGUUCCUUCGGGACCAUCCCAGCCUUUCCGACUUGAAUUGAACGGGCACCGGUUGUCCACUGUAUUGAUUUUUCUUUUUGCAUUUCUUCUACUUUCCUUGCAAUUUUGUCACCUUAGUGCUUCCGUUUGCGGAUGUGCGUCGCGAUUUUGAUUGGGCAAUCGAUCGCCGCGCGAUUGCACUGCCACUGCAAUGAAUUACUCCCUCAACUUUGCCUUCAUCGGGGUCAUUUUGUAACCCAUUCCGUCUGCCCCCGUUUAUUGAUCAGAUUAGUGUUUUUCUUACACUUGAAGGCCGAAAUUGAAUACAAUCGCCGCUUGUUAGCACACAUC